Messenger RNA from Schistocerca cancellata (South American locust), 1135 nucleotides. RefSeq names its product ejaculatory bulb-specific protein 3-like. NCBI's taxonomy places the organism in Eukaryota, Metazoa, Arthropoda, Insecta, Orthoptera, Acrididae. The coding region runs from base 1 to 384 and encodes 127 amino acids. The transcript is spliced from 2 exons. The record is from RefSeq and is a predicted model, not a curated record.
AUGGAACUCGCCGCCGCCGCCUUGUCCGUGCUGCUGCUGGCCACGCUCGUAGCAGCGGCUCCGCCUGAGAAGUAUGACGCGCGCUACGAUCACAUGGACGUCGACGCCGUCCUUAGGAACCAGCGCAUCCUCGCCUCGUACAUCAAGUGCAUGCUGGAGACCGGCCCGUGCACUCCCGAGGGUAGAGACCUCCGAAAGCACAUGCCCGAGGCGCUGAGGACGAACUGCGACAAGUGCACGGACGCGCAGAAGAAGAUCGUGCGCAAACUGUCGCUGCAUGUUCGGGAGCACCAGCCCGUCCAGUGGGACCUGCUCAGCAAGAAGUACGACCCGGAGCACCGGUACCACGACAGCUUCGAGAAGUUCCUCGAUGCCGCUGCUUAGCAGCGAGUUCUGCUCGCUACAACUCUGCAUCGCACUGCCAUUCCCGCUGCACACUGCACACAUCUGACCCAUGUUUGCAUGUACCUGUUACUAGUGGCACACCUGGCUUUACGCUGGCACAUUCUCUCCUUUCUCUCUUGUCGUCCUUUCCAUUGCUCAGCAUUUUAUGCAACAAGAAUCUCUACAAAACUGCCCCAUGUAAACUUCUCCACCGCCCGCUGCACAUCUUACUUUGUCUCUUACUUCCAGCGCAAAAUCAACAUCUGCUGCUUCACACGAACUGUUAUACAGUUCGCCGGCCGGGGUGGCAGAGCGGUUCUAGGCGCUAAAGUCUGGAACCGCGGGACCGCUACGGUCGCAGGUUCGAAUCCUGCCUCGGGCAUGGAUGUGUGUGAUGUCCUUAGGUUAGUUAGGUUUAAGUAGUUAUAGGUUCUAGGGGACUGAUGACCACAGCAGUUAAGUCCCAUAGUGCUCAGAGCCAUUUGAACCAUUUGUUAUACAGUUCAGUUGCAGCCCUUCAACAUAGAUGUGUUCUGCACUAAUCCAGAUUCAAGAAUUAUACGUCACCUGGCGGCUAAUUUUAUUGGUUCCAAGAUAUAUUCACUUCAAUUGCGGAUCAUAUACUAUCAGUACCCAAAGAUUCAACAAGUUAACUAUUCAUUUUUUUAUCAUGAAAUAACACGCCAAUUUGUCCUCUGUCUGUGCGUAAACCAUUCUGCAUAUUUUCAUUUUUUCGCUUACGUAAUCACUA